AAAAGAAACUUGUUCCGCUAAGCUGAGUCUCAGACAGACUUCACAACUUCCUUCCUGCGUUUUCUUCUUACUGCACUAAAGCGAAGAAGCCUUGUGUACGAGGAACUCUGUAAAAGUAUUCAAGCUCAAGAAAGUGACAGCAGCAGCAGGGCAACAACAACAGUGUCUCUGCCAGAGCUGCAGCAUCGCAUCCGACAGGAGGAAACGGGGGCGGGAGAGGAGGAGGAGUGAAUCUACACACUGAUAGUACUUGUCUCGUCCAUGUUGGAGGGGGGACCAGUAAGGGGGCUGCCGCUUUUUGCAGAAUGGGACCCUCUCCAGCUCGGGGGCCAGCUGCGUUGGUACAGCAGGUAGAGCAGCCGGUGGUGGAGAGGCUGGCUUGGACUUACUAGUGCUGACAGGAGCGUCAGCUAUUUUGUUUAUGGAGGUUUGCUUGGAGCUAUUUUCAGUUUGCUGUCUCCUCCCUACCACAUCUGCAAAGAUAAUGAAUCUCUUGCCUAAGGAACUACUCCAGGAUCAAGGCUGACGAAUAGGGCCUUGCAAACGGCAUCAGCAUAAUACUAUGGCUUUAUAUGCUCUAAGUACUCUAAUUACAAUGAGUAGUAGCAACGGGAAGAAUAGCAGCACACCACGGACAGGGAGACCAGUGCUGCCUGUGCCAGAUAGACGAACCUCAUACUGCGGCACGUUAAUUGGCGGAGGGUUACACAGUCCAGGAUGCAUUAGUCCAUCUCUGUCCAGCACUUCAUUUCUUUAUCCUAGCACUAUAGAGAAAGAUUAUCUGAAGAGUUCUAGGGAAGGAAUGGAUACCUUAAACAUAAGCAGAGUUUCUCGACUGAGAAGAUUCAGCAGCCCAAACAGGUUGGGUGCUGAGAAAGAGGAGGGACCUCCAUCAAGUCCCCGUGGGGAAAGACAUUCAGUUUGCAGUGAAUUUAAAGGAAGAAUACCCUUGCCUGACUGGGAGAACAAGGGAUGGUACACUACAGAGCUAGAGAGGAGGUUAGGAUUUUCUGAAGUGAAAAGGUUGGGUCAGAACACACAGAUACCCCGGGAGUUGCAAAAUGUUGAAGUGAAUAAAAAAGUGAAUCUUUUUGAAGCUCAUAUCUCUGACCUCAGAAAUCAAGUGCAGAACUCUGAAAUACCUAGGAGUCCCAGGCUGGGACGGAGAUCCCCUCUUCCUUUUGAUCCAUCACAGAGUUUACAGAUGCCCAGAAAUGAAAAAAAUGAUUCAGGACUUGAAAAAAUCUCAGACCUGACAAAUCAGGUGCAAGGUUAUGAACUACACACAAGUCUGUGGCUUGGUAGGAAGUCACCAGUUCCUGUAGAGAUGUACAAGGACUUACAAAACACCAAGAUUGGGAGAAGGUUGUCAUGUUGUGAAAUGGAAACCUCUGACUUCAGAAAGCAGCUGCAGGAUUCUGAGAAGCCUAGAAGCCCAAAGCUUGACAGGAAAUUGCUUGCUCCAUUUGAAAAAUGUAAAGAGUUACAAAACACUGCAGGCAUUAAGAGGUCACCAACAUCUGAGGAAGCAAUCUCAAGCCAAAGAAAUCUGUUGUUGAGCUUAGAAAUACCUAGGAGUCCAAAGCUUAUCAGGAAGCCAGGUAUUCCUUUUGAACUGUAUUGUGAAGGUGAGCAGGGAUCGGGUAUUGAUAAACAGCUGAAUCCCCAGAUAUGUGCAGAACUGCACAAUGGCAAAAGGGAUAGACUUCAAGAUACAGAUUUCAGUCAAGAGACAUUUGGAGUAAAGAGUGCAAGAUUAUACUGCAGCCCAGUUACAGAGCAGUCCUCCUGGGAGAAGAGAGAGGAUGAGAGCUUCUGCACUAUCUCCUCCAUUGGCUUUGACACCUGCAACACUAAAUCAACAUGCACAGGUUUAGAUGAGAGUAAGAAGCCAAGCUCUCUGGACUGUCUCAGGCAUGUUGUGAAGAAUGCAGUAACAGGAGGGACAAAGAUUGCUUGCACAGAACAUUUACAUUUACAGCAGGGUGCGCAAGGUUUGGAGCCACUGCAGAGUUUGCCAUCUCCACCAGGUGGUGGUACCACCAUCCCUAGUGUAAUAGUCACUGACCAUGGUGCAGCAGCCCCAGAGGUGGAAGAGGAGGAGGAUUUGGCUUUUCGCAAUCCUUCGCUGAGAAAACUUUCCUCUUCUUCUGCCUCCUCGGCUGGUUUUUCCUCAUCUUGGGACGAAUCUGAGGAGGACCUCUACAGUGAUACAGACCGACCUUCUGAGCAGCAAUCUUCUUUUCUCCAGACCGAGAACAACCAGGGCAAACCACGAGUGAGCAAAUCCUGGAGAAAAAUUAGAAACAUGGUACAGUGGUCCCCUUUUCUGCUGUCCUUCAGGAAGAAAUACCCAUGGAUUCAGCUGGCUGGGCAUACAGGUAGCUUUAUGGCAGGUGCCUAUGGGAGGUUACUGAAGAAGCAUUGUGACAUAGAGCAACGCUGCCUAAACCUUCUCAUGAAUGAUGUGUUGAAGCCAUUUGUUCCCGCUUACUUUGGAGAUGUAGAGAAGGACGGCGAGAAGUAUAAUCAGAUGGAAGACUUACUAGCAACAUUCGAUAUGCCCUGCGUCAUGGACUGCAAAAUGGGAGUCAGGACUUACUUGGAAGAGGAACUGACAAAGGCCAGGAAGAAGCCAUGUUUGAGAAAGGACAUGUAUGUGAAGAUGAUUGAGGUAGAUCCUGAUGCUCCAACAGAGGAGGAGAAUGAUCAACGAGCCGUGACCAAACCUCGAUACAUGCAAUGGAGGGAGACAAUCAGCUCCACUGCAACACUUGGCUUCAGAAUUGAGGGAAUUAAGAAGGAGGAUGGGACGAUCAACAGAGACUUCAAGAAGACAAAAACCAAGGAGCAAAUCAAGGAGGCAUUUCAAGAAUUUAUUAAAGGAAACAGAAACAUCCUGAUGCUGUACCUUCAUCGAUUAAAGGAUAUACGAGCAACUCUGGUUAUUUCCCCAUUCUUCAAAUCUCAUGAGGUAAUUGGAAGUUCUCUCCUAUUUGUUCAUGACAGAAGAGAGCAAGCCAAAGUGUGGAUGAUUGACUUUGGCAAAACAACACCCUUACCUGAGGGACAAUUCCUGAGUCACUCCAUUCCUUGGGUGGAGGGGAACCGUGAAGAUGGCUACCUCUGGGGAAUGGAUAACCUUAUUUCCAUCCUUGAAGAAAUGUCUGAAGCAGAAUUUUGCUGAGCUUCCCACAGCCUGAAAUGGUUGUGAGAUUUACACUUAAAAAACUGCACUACAAGACCUCCAAACCAAAUCUUAAAUUCUAUUCUGGUGGUGGUAACCUUUGGGGGUCUAGAUUCCAUAUAUUCUUACUGAGAAAGAAUUAGCACUCAGUCAUUUGAAAGUUCCUACCUUUCCAGUUGUACCUCAGAACUGCAUUGAGCUGCCGAUCUAGGCUUGUGAAUUUUAAGCUUUUUUUGUUCUUUUAAAAUUGUUUUAAGAAAGGAUUUUAUAUGAUUUUAAAAUGUUCAGAUCUCUGUGUAAAUAAUGCACCCUGGUACAAAGAAAAACAAAGAAAACUGAAUAAUGUCAUAUGCUCCUUCUUUCUUGACUUCAACAUGGGAUACUCUGUCCUAAACCUGCUGUUGCUGCUUUGAGAGACAACUUAAUUAGAGUUGCUUUCUUCUGCCUUUAUUAUAACAACUUUGUUUUACUCUUUUGGCAGAUUAGUAUCCAAUCUGCCCAGAAUACAUAUUAUAUUUACUAGAACAAAAGCAGUCAUAAAAGUUAAAUCUACAGCAACCCAAAUUUUACCAAAACAUUUUCUAACCAGUAUGGAAGGAUCAUUUUCUGAGAGCUGUAAAAUCAGUUGUCCUCUACUUUAAAACAAAUACACACCUUCAUAAUUU
Molecule: messenger RNA, 3852 nt
Organism: Protopterus annectens (West African lungfish)
Lineage: Eukaryota; Metazoa; Chordata; Ceratodontiformes; Protopteridae
Gene: ITPKB
Product: inositol-trisphosphate 3-kinase B
Exons: 8
Coding region: 563-3187 (874 amino acids)
Biological process (GO): inositol phosphate biosynthetic process
Cellular component (GO): nucleus; cytoplasm
Molecular function (GO): inositol tetrakisphosphate kinase activity; inositol-1,4,5-trisphosphate 3-kinase activity
Source: RefSeq, a predicted model, not a curated record